GAGCAGCAGAGCAACAGCUUGUGAAUUUGAGGAAGCCUCGGCAGGCCAAGGACCUCACGGUUGCACAAGUGCUCGAGCUCCAUGUCAGGCUGCUCCCGAUCUUGGUUCCUAUGAUCGGAGUGCAUGGCAAGUGCUGGGUGGAUGAGGAUCACUGCAUAUUCCUUGAGGGGGACUUGCUUAGGACGACACAGGCCAUCUACAGCCGAGAGCUCUGCGCCGCUCCUGCAAGGCGGUUGCAGGACAUGAUCCGUGAGAUAGCCGAGGGCCGCUUCUUCCGGGACAACAGCGAAGAGGGCAGGAAGCCGACUCAGGUGAAAGUCGAGGUGGUUAGCAGCGACGAGUCUGAUCAAGACCCGCAGGACUCGUCGGAGAGCGAUUCCUCCAGGUCAUCCUCCACGUCUUCAGCUGGGGAUGAAGCCCCGCCGGUGGUCAAGAGGUGGAGGCGGGCCAAGGUGGAAGAUGCGGAUCAGGUGUGGUACAUCCACACUGUCAGUGGAGUUUUGCACCUCCUUGCAAGUCCGGAGGAUGUUCCGAUGUUGCUCGCAUGUGGGCGACCUGUGACCACGAAUUACAGGAAAGCCUCGGAGGACGAAGUGUGCAGAGGAUAUGCGAACCGACAAAAGAAGGUGGGCCUUAGCCGCGAAACCCUUCGGGCUUUCGCCGAUCAUGGCAUCGAUACGCUGAGCAAGCUCGCAUACUCGUGCGGGCAGCCUGGUUCUCCUCUUCCUCAGACAGAGUUUGAUGAUUUCGUUGCAAACUUGAUCCCUACAGCUCUUUUGGAGGAGAAGGGCAGUGUAAAGCGCCUUCUUUUUGAAAGCCAGGCCUUGCUGCUGAAUGACUUGAGAGAGCAGGUUACCCAACCUGAUAAAUGGUCUACGAAGGAUGUUCCCACGGUUGAACGACAGAAGAGGAUGGAGGCUGUCAAGGCCAGCAUACCAGGAGUGGUCGUCGAAGGGCCACUUGAGCCUUCGCACGGCUUGUUGAAUGCAGCCUGCAGGAUGGAGCGAGAGGGGCAGCUGCGCUACAUUGCUCCCGAGCAGUGUGGUACAAGGAUGUACGAGAUUCAGAACGUAAAAGCCCAGAGCAAAGUUCUUUCUCUUGAGGAAGGGAAGCUUGCUAUCUCCGAGGAGAAGGGGCUACCAGAGGUUGCAUGUGGUUCGGCAUUAUUGCUUCAGGAGGCCCUGAAGAGGAGGGGGGUCGCUUUGCAAUUUGCUGGGGUGGCUUCCUUCCUGGCACAUGAGAAGUACAUACAGAAGUUGUUCUCCCACAUGGGGCGAGAGCCCCCGCCGGGGCAUGCUCGUACGAGUGUGCAUCAGUUGCUGACUGCAGACAAGCAUGUGUGGACGAAGAUGAUUGAGGAUGAGGUUUCAGCUAAGCGAGGCCCCGACGGCCGGUACCCAGUUGACGAUGCACUGCUGCCUGCAUUACAGUCAUAUGAUGUCACAGUGUGCUUGCUGCCUCGUGAGGCAGCUCGCGAGGGCAAAAAGAGACCAGCACCCCCGAAGAAGUUUGCACAAGAUCGCGACCCGAAAAUCCCGAAAGGCGACCCCAACAAAGGCAAAGGUAAAAACAAGCGUGCGACUUGGCAGCCCAGUGUGCCUGAGGCGAUCCGCAAGUUGGGCGGCCACGCCCAGACUCCAGAUAAGAAGCGCAUUUGUUUCUCCAGAAACUUGCCGUGUGGGUGCAAUUUGGAUCCGGCAUCCUCCACUACAACCGAUGACAGUGUGGGCACCGCGGCGAAAGUCGCAGACAUUCUGCCUUUGAUUUCGCUUUUGGAGAGUGAAACGCCGAGCAGAGGUCUAAGAAAGCAUACGAGUGCUUUCCCAGCCUGUACGCGCUUGCUUUGUCAGCUUGUGCGAAUUUUUCCGGAUGCAGAUUUUUCUGCUGUGGCAAUCUUUAAGAACCUUCGGACUUCUUUGCAUGUUGACAUAAACAACGAGGUGGACUCGUGUAAUUACUUGAUUCCGGUUACUAGCUUCAAAGGAGGUGAAGUGUGGCAGCAGGGUCCUGGUACACAUGUCGUGCAGGACGAGCUGGGCUACAACCUCACAGGCUCAUUGCUGCGGGUUGCAGAUGGGCCUUGUGUCUUGAACCCCAGGGUCACACAUUGCACCUUGCCUUGGACCGGGGAUAGGGUUUUAGUUGUCGCCUUCAAGCUCGCGCAUGCUUCCGACUUGUCGCUUGCCUUUCGUGAACAGCUCAUAGGGCUAGGCUUCCCGGCUAAAUCGUUUGAGAAGGCACCUGCCGACCAACUUGGACAGGGAAACCCCAACGUGCAACAUCCCUUGAAGGAGGCAGACCAGAGCUUUACUCCGAACCCCAACGUGCAACAUGAUGUUCCUAUGCCUUGCGAAGUGGCCGAGCCGAAUGAUUCUUCGAACUCCAACGUGCAUUCUGCUGAGCACUCAGCUAUCAAGCAGAAUCCUCUUGAUGCCGAUGUUAGAUGGUAUGAUCCUUUGAUCCUAAAGUUUUUCUCGGGAAACGGUCGUGUCACUGCCUGCAUGAAGCAGCUAGGCCUCUCGGCCUUCGGGGUUGAUGCGGACCCUUCGACUUCAGUCACAACCUGUUUGCCUGCCGAUCUGUCCACAAGCAGUGGGCAGGCUCUUUGUCGCGAGUGGUUUGCUUCUCCUAGGCUGGCUGGAAUUUUUGCAACUCCCCUUAAUCGUGGGGCGACCGCUGCAGCAGCCACUACUUUUCUGGCCGAGCUCGUUCUGGAGGCAAUACCUAGAGGUGUCAUCUGUGUGAUAGGCGGGCCUAUGGAUGCUGACUACUGGGCAGACGCCUUCUUGGGCUAA
Molecule: messenger RNA, 2795 nt
Organism: Symbiodinium necroappetens
Lineage: Eukaryota; Dinophyceae; Suessiales; Symbiodiniaceae
Source: the annotation of a GenBank genome assembly